Molecule: messenger RNA, 1478 nt
Organism: Hyposmocoma kahamanoa
Lineage: Eukaryota; Metazoa; Arthropoda; Insecta; Lepidoptera; Cosmopterigidae
Gene: SsRbeta
Product: translocon-associated protein subunit beta
Exons: 3
Coding region: 84-656 (190 amino acids)
Cellular component (GO): endoplasmic reticulum; membrane
Source: RefSeq, a predicted model, not a curated record
UCAGCCACGUACGAAAAUCUGUCACCGCAUAAUUUCUGCUUUCGAGUUUAUUACAUCGAAUAAUAGGCAAAGAAUAAGAUAAAAUGACUGCCAAACUUUUGCCACUGAUUCUCAUCGUUGCGGCAGUGGUGACGGCUGACGAUGAACCCGCGCUGGCCAGGCUUUUGAUCUCAAAGCAAGUCUUGAAUAAGUACCUUGUUGAGAACCUAGACAUUCUCGUCAAAUAUACUCUGUACAACGUUGGUACGGCGCCAGCGGUGGAUGUGAAGCUUGUGGACAAUGGUUUCCACCCUGACGUGUUUGCUGUGGUUGGUGGACAGCUCUCAGCUCAAAUUGACAGGAUCCCUCCACAGACUAAUGUGUCUCAUGUGGUUACCGUCAGAUCUAACAGAUAUGGCUAUUUCAAUUUCACCGCCGCUGAGGUCACUUAUAGGCCCAAUGAAGAGUCUUCUGAAGUGCAAUAUGCCUUCAGUAGUUCUCCAGGUGAAGGAGCAAUUGUAGCCUACAAAGAUUAUGACCGGAAAUUCUCAUCACACAUUCUUGAUUGGGCCGCUUUUGCAGUCAUGACCCUUCCAUCUCUGGCCAUUCCUUUCGGGCUUUGGUACUCAUCAAAGAGCAAAUAUGAAAAACUAGCUAAGCCUAAAAAAACACAUUAGGUAGUUAAUUUAGUUAGGAUAUCAUUUGCUAAUGUUUUAUGCAUUUAUUUUUUGUUAUAGCAUGAUCUGUUUGUUCAAAAUGAUAUUUUAUAAUAGUAAAAUAUCCUUGUAUAUUUUUAGAUUUUUGAGAGAAUUGAAUGUUGUCAGACUGAUAUAUACAUUGUUCUUAGGUUUUCUCAAUUGCUAUACACUGGAAGUAAACAAUUUUUUCAGAUCUAAAUAAUUGGUUCUUGACUACCUUACUAGAUAAGAUAAUUUUAAUGUAAAAUUAUUUUUGUGUCUGUAGUUCAAGAAGUACAAUAUGACGGUUUGCAUUAAUAUUAGACAGUUGUUUCAUGACCAAUACAAUCUCGGUGAUCAAAAAUGUUAUUUUGUUUGAAAAACAAAGAAAUAUACACGAUUUAGAUCCGAAAAAAUGGUUCCAACUCCUCCAUUGUCAGACUGAAUUAUAAAUUACUACUGUACACUGCAAUGCUAAUUUUUUGUUGUAAUUCAGUGAAUAGAUUUAAUUAUUUAAUUGCACUCGGAGUACUUUGUUUUUUAUGGGAAUAUAAAUUUUAAUAAUAAAUAUGUUUUGUUACGUAUGUAUAUAGUUUCAAUAUAAGUUGCUGUAGAAUAGUAAUUAUACACAAAAGUUACAUUACGAUUCUCCAUCCACAAGAGUCAUGCAUUAUUUAUGGCGUAUGUAAGCUGUUGUAUCAUAUUUACAAAUUAGCAAUGCAUACCACAUUAGCAGUGAUUAACAAAUCAUCACUUGUUUCGUUCCCUUUGCCACGAACGUUACUUAACAUUUUGAAAGAUAAAAGUUAUUUACAAGCACAA